Molecule: messenger RNA, 855 nt
Organism: Postia placenta MAD-698-R-SB12
Lineage: Eukaryota; Fungi; Basidiomycota; Agaricomycetes; Polyporales; Adustoporiaceae
Product: glycosyltransferase family 2 protein
Exons: 3
Coding region: 1-855 (284 amino acids)
Biological process (GO): GPI anchor biosynthetic process; protein O-linked glycosylation via mannose
Cellular component (GO): endoplasmic reticulum membrane
Molecular function (GO): dolichyl-phosphate beta-D-mannosyltransferase activity
Source: RefSeq, a predicted model, not a curated record
AUGCCCGCUGUGGAAUACACCGUUGUCGUCCCUGCGUAUAGAGAGGCGGGCAACUUGCGCCCGCUCGUGACGCGCAUCUUCGCCGCGCUGGCCCGCAUCGACUCGCCCGUGCCCGCGCCGCUCGUCGAGGUGAUCAUCGUCGACGACAACUCGCGCGACGGCUCGGAAGAAGUGGUGGAGACGCUCCAGCGCGAGGGCUACAACGUCCGCAUCAUCGUGCGCACAACCGAGCGCGGGCUCAGCAGCGCUGUCGUCCGUGGCUUCCAGGAAGCGCAGGGAGACAACAUGCUGUGUAUGGACGCGGAUCUGCAGCACCCGCCCGAAUAUGUCCCGGCAAUGCUCGCCGCCCUUUCCCCCUCAAAACAGUUCGUCCUUGGGACGCGAUACGGUGGCGGCGCUGGCGCUGUCGACGAGGGCUGGCCGCUCUACCGGCGCGUCAUUUCUGGCGGCGCACGCGUGCUCGCGCUCCCCUUGACCGCCGCAAGUGACCCCAUGUCCGGCUUCUUCGGCGUCCGCAAGGAAUCUUUCUUGAAAGCGCGCAACCUGAACUCGCAAGGCUUCAAGAUCGCGCUCGACAUGCUUGUGAAGGCGCAAAUUCCCUCGCACGCGAUCGCCGAAGUGCCGUUCGCGUUUGGACUGCGUUCGGUCGGCGAGAGCAAGCUCACGGGCAAAGUCAUGCUACGCUACCUCACGCAGCUACUCGAGCUGUAUUGGUACGCGUACUCCGGCGUCGUCGCGUUCGUAUUUCUGCUACUAAUCGCACUUAUAAUCCUGUUCAUACGUUGGCUGUGGUACAUUGGGGAGGAACCGAUGAUCACUGUGCCCAUUAGCAGGGGAAGGGGAGCUGGGCAUUGA